This is a messenger RNA of Microplitis mediator, 2490 nucleotides long. RefSeq lists its product as uncharacterized. The record is from RefSeq and is a predicted model, not a curated record. Gene Ontology annotation, molecular function: odorant binding; olfactory receptor activity. Gene Ontology annotation, cellular component: plasma membrane. Lineage: Eukaryota; Metazoa; Arthropoda; Insecta; Hymenoptera; Braconidae. The coding region runs from base 56 to 2476 and encodes 806 amino acids. The transcript has 10 exons. Gene Ontology annotation, biological process: sensory perception of smell; detection of chemical stimulus involved in sensory perception of smell.
AAAAAUAUUGGGACAAUAAGAAAACAAUUUUCUGUUGAAGUGAAAAUCAUUAAUAAUGUCCGAAAAAGCAACGAAUUCGAUUAUUACUUCAAAAACAGUUAAUUCCAACUAUGCUCUAGAUGCUAAUCGAUGGAUUCUUAAAAUAUUAGGUGUUUGGCAGUUUGCGAUAGAUUCAUCAUUCUUUUACCGAGUUAUCGCGCUCUGUCACAUUAUAAUUUGUACAUUUCUCUUGUCAUUUGUUAUUAUACCGGGUAUACUUUUUAUUUUUGUGAUUGUAAAAGAUGUAACGACGAGACUUAGAAUUAGUGGAGUUUUUAGUUUUUGUGUUAUGGGAGUGAUAAAGUAUUAUUAUUUAAUUAAAAGUAAUAAACAAAUCGGAAAUUGUAUAAAACAGUUCAAUUCUGAUUGGGAACAGAUAAAUGAUAUUAACGAUAAAACAAUUAUGGUAAAAUAUGCUCGCUUUGGUCGUAAUAGUUCGAUUAUUUGUGCUGCCUUUAUGUAUGGCAGUUGUAUGUUUUAUGCAUGUGUAUUACCUCACGUGUCUGGAGUUUUCAAAAAUAAAAAUGAUCCAACUGAACGAACAUUUGCUUAUCCUUGUCAUUUCAUAGUAUUUGAUCAAUAUGAAAGCCCAGCUUAUGAAAUUGUAUUUUCAAUUCAUUGUUGCUGUGCUUUUGUAUUAGCUUCGAUCUCGAAUGCAGCGUGUAAUCUCAUCACGGUAUUAAUUACACACGCAUGUGGACAGUUGGAAAUUUUAAUGGUGUGGCUUAAAGAUCUUGAUAGUUUUCACCAAAAUGAAGUAUAUGCUGAAAAAUAUUCGAAAAUUAUUAAACAACAUGUCAAAACAAUUAGAUUUAUUAUCAAAAUUGAAAAUUUAUUCCAACAAAUUUGUUUCAUCGAAGUCGUGGGAUGUACUUUAAUCAUAUGUCUUGUAGGAUAUUAUGUUUUACUCGAUUGGAAUCAAAACGAUACUGGAGGCAUGACAACGUACGUAAUGCUUCUUAUAUCAUUCGUAUAUAAUAUUUUUUUGUAUUGUUACGUUUGUGAAUUACUUACUGCAAAGUGUAAGUUAAUAAGCGAAUCGACAUAUUUGACUCGAUGGUAUCAAAUUCCUGAACAUUAUGCUCGAGGAUUGAUAUUGACUAUUGCAAUAUCUCAAAAUUCUACUCCAAUGAAAGCCGGAAAAUUAAUACCUCUGUCAAUAAAUACUUUCGGCACGGUGAUGCGGACAUCAGUGGUAUAUCUCAAUUUUCUACGAAAAUUAAUGGAAUAUACUGACAAUACUCAACUUGAUGCGGACAUAGAAUACAAUUUAAAAUUAACAAAAUUUAUCCUCAAACCUUUGGGUGUGUGGUCCAUAGUUAUAAAAGAUUAUAGAUUUAUUAGCAAAUUGUCAUCAGUUUUUAUAAUUAUAUUAAACUCAUUUAUAAUGUUUAUAACUUUUAUGCCUUGUUGUGUACAUAUGAUAUACAAAGAAACUGAUCCAGCAGUAAAAAUUAUAUUAAUGGGACCAUUUGGUUUUUGUCUUACGAACUGUUGUAAAUAUUAUUUCAUUAUUUUUCGUUCCAAUAUCAUUACACAUUGUUUAGAAAAUCUUAAAAGUGAUUGGGCUAGACCAAAAACAAAGCAAGACCGACUAGAAAUGAUUAAAAAUGUCAAUAUUGGGCAUAAUAUUACGAAACUUUGUGCUGUAUUUAUGUUUUCUGGAGGUGUGUCAUAUCAUACAAUAAUGCCAAUUUGGAGUGGUAGUACAGUGAAUGAAGCCAACGAAACAAUCAGGCCGCUUGUUUAUCCAGGAAAUGAAAUAUUUGUAAACUGCCAAGAAACACCAAUCUACGAAUUCAUUUUUAUUCUUCAUUUAACGUGUGGCAUGGUAAUGCAAACUAUUACGACAGCGGCUUGUCACUUAGCGGCAGUAUUUGCUAGUCAUGUAUGUGGACAAGUGGACAUAUUAAAAUCACAAUUACAAAAUCUUGUAGAUAAAGAAAGUCUGAUGAUAGAUGGUACUAUCGAAAACCGGAUUGCAUCGAUUAUACAAAGUCAUGUUAGAAUUUUAGAUUUUUCAACAAAUAUAGAAAAAAUGUUACGUGAAAUUUGUCUCGUCGAAGUAGGGGCAUCAACUCUUAUCAUAUGCUUACUUGAGUACUACUGCAUGACUGAAUGGAGCAAUAGUGAAACAAUAAAUAUUCUGACGUACUUAAUGUUAUUAGUAGCGUUAAGCUUUAAUAUUUUUAUAUUUUGCUAUAUCGGUGAACUAUUAAAGAAGCAGUGUACUUCGAUUGGAGAAUCAACCUACAUGAUAAACUGGUACAAAAUUCCUAGGAAUAAGGGUAAACAACUGAUGCUCAUUAUUGCUUCAUCGAAUAAUCAACGUAAAUUAACGGCUGGUGGUAUGAUGGAAUUAACUCUUCGCAGUUUUGGCAACAUCAUUAAAACUUCAGUGGCAUACUUAAACAUGCUCAGAACUGUGACUGAGUAAGAAACAUUACCCAU